This is a messenger RNA of Neoarius graeffei (lesser salmon catfish), 2994 nucleotides long. RefSeq names its product trafficking protein particle complex subunit 5 (gene trappc5). The transcript has 3 exons. Gene Ontology annotation, biological process: endoplasmic reticulum to Golgi vesicle-mediated transport. NCBI's taxonomy places the organism in Eukaryota, Metazoa, Chordata, Actinopteri, Siluriformes, Ariidae. Gene Ontology annotation, cellular component: TRAPPII protein complex; TRAPPI protein complex; TRAPPIII protein complex. Bases 2 to 628 code for a protein of 208 amino acids. The record is from RefSeq and is a predicted model, not a curated record.
UAUGAGACUGAGGGGAGACAUUGAGGGGAGACAUGAGACAUUGUGGGGAGACACUGAAGAAAUGGAGAGUCGCUUCACCAAAGGCAAGUCCGCCAUCCUGGAGCGGCCGCUCACCCGAGCCAAGACGGAGGUGAGCGUGAGUGUGUUUGCGUUGCUCUUCUCGGAAAUGGUGCAGUACUGCCAGAGCCGUGUGUACUCCGUGGCCGAGCUGCAGGGCCGACUAGCUGACAUGGGCCAAGGUAUAGGGGUCAGCCUGCUGGACGUCCUCGUGAUGAGGGAGAAAAAUGGCAAGAGGGAGACCAAAGUCCUAAAUAUCCUACUCUUUAUCAAGGUAAACGUAUGGAAGGCCCUGUUUGGGAAGGAAGCGGAUAAACUGGAGCAGGCCAACGAUGAUGAUAAGACUUACUACAUCAUCGAGAAAGAGCCGCUGAUUAACGCCUACAUCUCUGUGCCAAAAGAGAACAGCACGCUGAACUGCGCGGCCUUCACAGGUGGCAUCGUGGAGGCCGUUUUGACCCACAGUGGCUUCCCAGCCAAAGUCACAGUGCACUGGCAUAAAGGAACCACACUGAUGAUUAAGUUCGAUGAAACGGUCAUUGCUCGUGACAAGACUCUGGAUGGUAGAUAAGAUGGCAUGGUCUUUAGCCCUCCGAGGAAACUCGGCCUUUUCCCUGAACUGAUACUGAAUUUCCGAUAAGGCUGAGCGUUCGACUAGAGGUCGGGGAGAAAGUUCAGCAGUGUGACUGGAGUAAUAGGUUUAACAACAGAUCACAUGUCACUUGAUGACACAAUUUACAGUGUUGAAUUUUAGUUAACAAAAGAUUGAACUUUAUUAUUUUAGAAUGGGAAUAGAUAAUCUUCAUUUUUAAGGACAAAGAUUUUAAGGUUUUGGGGGCGUCGUGGCUCAGGUGGAUAAGGCGCCAUACCAUAAAUCCGGGGACCCGGGUUCGAUUCUGACCCGAGGUCAUUUCCUGAUCCCUCCCCGUCUCUCUCUCUCUCCCGCUCAUUUCCUGUCUCUACACUGUCCUGUCCAAUAAAGGUGAAAAAAAAAAGCCCAAAAAAUAUCCUUAAAAAAAGAUUUUAAGGUGCAAAUUAUCGGGCGUUUUAGAGGAGGAGAGUUUAAACUCCUUAAUUAAAGCCUAGGUCACAACCGGACAUACGAUUUUUUGGCCGUGCAAUUUUUGGCGUUUCCCAAAUCGCUGCGGUUUUUUUGUUCGUGGAGAAAGACGCACAUUGGGCGUAAGUUUGUCUUGCAACCUGAAAAAAACGUAAGCGCCCGUAGAGUUUGUUUAACAUGACAAAGAACCUCUGCGGCCAGUCUACGGCUCGAAAAAUCAGCACGUCACACGCGCGCCCUCCGUGCGUUUCUUGCGUUUUUUUUGCACGUAGACCGGCCAUAGAAGCACGUACGGUCGGUUGUGACCGAGGCUUAAAAAAGUACAGGAUUUUAGGGGUUUUUAAAAGUCAGAAUAGCACAAAUAAGUUAGUUUUGAACACCCCUACAACGGGUCGUACCAUUUCUUUAACCCAUAACUCUGCCUCAAGCUUGCCUCCUUCAUCACAUAUGCAUUUGCUAUGAUGAGAAAAUGUAAUGUUACUGUAUAAUUCAGUGUUUUUUCAUGAUCUAAUGAUUCAUUUUGACUGAAAUUUUAGUGUAAGUGUUUGGACAAUGACUGAAUAUACCACAUAGUCUUUAGACUUUACAAUUCUAAGUAAAGAUGAUGUAGAUCUUCCACCUUAAAGGUGCACUGUGUGCUCACGUUUCACUGGUACACUGUGGUUUUGUGGGUUUUUUUCUUACACCUGGUCACUUGGUGCUGGAAAAAGAAGAAGCAGCAGCAGCCCGCAGCAGUAUUUUCAGUCUUUAGAUUGCUACAAGCUUUCACUUCUUCUUUCACCACAUCACAUUCCAUACUUGAAUUUGUAUCUUUUUUUUUAAAGGGAAAAAUGUACUGUACUUAUUUUACCUUUUAAUUUAUGUUAAAGCUAGACGGCCUUUCGAUUUCAUAAAAUCGGUGAAAUUUAGUUCCCUCUGCAAUUCGGUCGUUGUGAUAUAUAUGUUUAUUUCUGUAAUAUCUAAAAAAAAACCCCAGACCAUUCUGUGGUUAGGAAGUUAUUUAAUUUGACGGGAUUCCUGAGCAAAUAAUGUGCAUGAAAUCGCUCACUUUGCGCAGUCAAGCAGACAGAGGAACUCCGUGUGCGCAUGCGCAGGUUUACUGCCUUCUUUUUUUCUUCUUCUUCUUUUGGGUUUUACAGCAGCUGGCAUGCACAGUGUUGCAUUACUGCCAUCUACAGGUUUACCUUUGACCGUGCACUGACAGUUCCAUCCUUCUGUCGCUAAGCGAACAGCUGAUCACACCGAGAUGCUCGCUGACCGCUGAUAUUUAUUAGUUUGGUCCUGCGUUUCCUUUCCUUCGUGACAUAAUGUCUUUUCUUCUCGCUUUCCGUUACUGUAGUCAGUCUUUCACGUUUCACUCACACACUCGCGUCCUCCAUUUUUCUCUCCUGUUUCAAAUUUGUAUCCUAUAAUGCCUCGUGCAAACGGGGAAAGCCCACCACGUGAUGCAUGACGUAGUAUCUUGUAUUGCGUCAUGGUGAAGCAGGAAAAAAUGGCAGAGGAUUUAGGGCCACAUGGUGCUAAAUUCAUUAAUUGUUCUAUUUAAAAAAAAAAACUACCGUAAUAAAAUUCAAAGUCUGUGAUUCAAAUUUAGGAGCUUUUGGUCCACUAAACAAAAAUAAUUGGGUGUCGGGAAAAUUCUUUUUAUGAUCUAAACUUGAAAACUCUGAAAGGCAGUCUACCUUUAAUGAAUGUGGCACACAUUAUUGAGGGAACUUUUAAUCCAUGUUUAUUCUUUAAUAAUAAUUAAAGUAAAUUCUGCCAGUUAUGUACUGCAAUCAAGGCAAAUACCAUCUUGCACGGUCUUAUGUCUGUUCAAGCCAUACAAGAUUGUCUUUUGUGUGAUUAAUGAUGUAUUUAUUAAAGUGGCUACAAUG